This is a messenger RNA of Panicum hallii, 589 nucleotides long. RefSeq lists its product as uncharacterized. The record is from RefSeq and is a predicted model, not a curated record. Gene Ontology annotation, biological process: negative regulation of cell population proliferation. Lineage: Eukaryota; Viridiplantae; Streptophyta; Magnoliopsida; Poales; Poaceae. The transcript has a single exon. Bases 88 to 360 code for a protein of 90 amino acids.
ACUCCGAUUCAUCCUCACCAUCAUCUUGUACUUCUCCGGCCUGCGCCACAGCCGUCGAGCUCUUCUUCUACUCCUGUUUCUCCGUCCAUGGAGCUGGCCGCCUCCACGUCCGCCUCCGUCUGCUCGGCGUACAACCACCUCUCGGCGCCGGCGCCGGCAGCCGGCGGUGACAGCGGAGACCAGGCGGCGGUGUCAGCGCAGCAGCUCGCGCGGCGGCAGAGGAAGCACGGCGGAGGCUGCGCGGGGCUCCGGCGGCGGUGCUACGCGGUGCUGAAGCAGCAGCGGACGCGGCUCUACAUCCUCCGGCGCUGCGUCACCAUGCUCCUGUGCUGGCACGAGCACGACGACCUCUCCGACUGAGGAGCAUGGGCCGCCCCGCUCCGUCCUGGUUAGAGCCCGGCUGUAUCUACGCGGGCCGGGCCUGGUUUCCAUGCUCGAUCUGUAUGUAGGAAACCCAGAGAGAGAUGCGCGUGCACGUGGACACUGCCAGCCUGUCAAAAAUAAUCAGACGCUGGUGGAUUUUCAUUCUGAAAUUUGGCGUGUGUUUGAGCAACAAUGCUUGUGAUUCGACGGAACUGCAAUUCAUGUA